Molecule: messenger RNA, 3294 nt
Organism: Ictalurus furcatus (blue catfish)
Lineage: Eukaryota; Metazoa; Chordata; Actinopteri; Siluriformes; Ictaluridae
Gene: ampd3b
Product: adenosine monophosphate deaminase 3b
Exons: 15
Coding region: 555-2861 (768 amino acids)
Biological process (GO): AMP metabolic process; IMP salvage
Cellular component (GO): cytosol
Molecular function (GO): AMP deaminase activity
Source: RefSeq, a predicted model, not a curated record
CUGUGGCUGAUAGGUGCUAGCCUAACAAUAUGCAGUACCUAAUGUUGGUCCUUUGUUUUGUGUAUUUGUGUUAGAGUUUUGUAAAUUACAAAUAAAUCAUGGUUUAACAGUGACUUGUAUGUAAUGGGUUAGAAAGCCAACUGCAGAUAGAUACUUGUCUUGAUUACAAUAUUAAUCAAUUUGCUUGAUUACAACACUAUCAUUUGCAGUAUGUUAGGUAUACUAGGUAUAUAUAAUCGAGUACAUCAAAUCUCCACAUGCCAAUUCUCCCUUGCACACAGUUCCAAACUCAGGAGGUCAUGGAAUUAGGUGCCAAUAUCCUCUCCAGCUUUUAACGCUCCUGGCAUUUCAAUUUCCUGGUCUCCAAUACCCACACCCCCCCAGCUGACUGCCAGUUGUGACAUGGGAAUGACUCAAUGUCCUGAAUCGACAUAACACUGUCAGCCUCUUUAAAUAGUGAAGGGGAAGGAUACUCAAGACACUGAAAUGCUAAUACUGAUUCGAUGCACAUUAGACCAUAAGCACUGUGCAUAAGAACUUCUCAAAACGAAACGAUGGCAAGGGUGGCUUCAGAAGACAUGCCGCGGCAGUUCCAGAAGAUGUCCUUUAGUGAGAUGGAUGAGCAGGUGAAGCGGCUAGCUGAAAAGGUGUUUGCAUCCGCACUAAAAGAGGAGAACACCAGAGAUGCCAUGUCUAUGUUUACCGUGCCUGAGGACUGCCCCAUCGGCCUCCAUCAGGCUAAGGAGAGAGAGCUGCUCAAAGGGCUGGCUGAGGAACAUUCUGAAGAGAGCAUCAAAAGGAAGAAGAGUUUUAAGCUGAUCCGCUCCCAGUCUAUAUCUCUUCAGAUCCCCGGUGCGUCUGAGUGGGCCAUGUCUGUGGUUGGUCCUCUCUUCACCCCAGAGACAUCUAAAACUCCUUUCCCAAGCAAUGUUCCAGAGUUCCAGAGAGUCACCAUCAGUGGAGACUACUGUGCAGGGAUCACAGUUGAAGACUAUGAGCAGGCAUCAAAAAGCCUGUUGAAAGCAUUACUCAUAAGGGAAAAAUAUGCCCGUCUGGCAUACCACCAUUUUCCCAGAAUUACUGCCAAGUUUAUAAGGAGUGCCAGUGAUGACACAUGGAAUGAAGAUGAUGAUGUUUUGCCAGAUAGCACUCCCUGCCCAAGUGAGGGUGAGGACCCAUACAGUAUGGAGGACAUCCCUCAGAACUUGGACUACAUCCUGAAAAUGAAGGAUGGCAUCAUAUAUGUGUAUGAUGAUGCGGAAGCUUUGAGUAAAGACAAACCACACAGUUUACCAUACCCUGACAUGGAGACCUUCACUAUUGACAUGACUCAUGUCCUUGCCAUGAUUGCUGAUGGACCAACGAAGACAUAUUGUCACAAAAGGCUUAACUUCCUUAUGUCCAAGUUCUACUUGCAUGAGAUGUUAAAUGAGAUGGCAGAGCUGAAGGAAUUAAAGUGUGUUCCACACAGGGACUUCUACAAUGUCAGGAAGGUGGACACCCACAUCCAUGCAGCAGCCUGCAUGAACCAAAAGCACCUGCUCCAGUUCAUCCAGGACACAUGUAAUACAGAGGGAGAUCGAGUGGUGAUGGAAAAGGAUGGGAAAAAGCUCACACUAAAGCAGGUGUUUCAAAAUCUCCACAUGGACCCUUACGAUCUCACAGUGGAUUCGCUGGAUGUCCAUGCUGGCAGGCAAACGUUCCAUCGUUUUGACAAGUUUAAUUCCAAAUACAACCCAGUAGGUGCAAGUGAGCUUCGUGAGAUCUAUCUAAAAUCUGACAACUACAUUAAUGGAGAAUAUUUUGCACGUCUUUUAAAGGAGGUGGCACAUGGUCUGGAGGAGAGUAAGUACCAGUAUGCAGAACCUCGUCUCUCCAUCUAUGGCCGCUCUGCCAGUGAGUGGGAAAGCCUUGCAAAAUGGUUCAUACAGCAAAAGUUGUACUCGCCCAACCUAAGAUGGAUGAUCCAGGUGCCACGGAUAUAUGACAUUUUCAGAUCCAAGAAGAUAAUUCCAAACUAUGCCAAGAUGCUUGAGAACAUCUUCCUUCCUCUGUAUGAGGCUACUGUUAACCCUCAGAAGCACAAGGAAAUUCAUGUUUUCCUGAAAUAUGUGACAGGCUUUGACAGUGUGGAUGAUGAGUCCAAACAUAGUGAUCACAUGUUCUCCUUUAAGAGCCCUAAGCCAGAGGAAUGGACCACGGAGGAAAACCCCCCUUACAGUUACUACCUCUUCCAUAUGUAUUCCAACAUCAUGGUGCUGAACAACCUGCGAAGGGAACGUGGCCUAUGUACCUUCCAGUUCCGUCCUCACUGUGGAGAAGCAGGCUCCAUUACUCACCUGGUGUCAGCCUUCCUCACUGCAGAUAACAUCUCUCAUGGCCUCAACCUAAAGUUUAGUCCUGUUCUGCAGUACCUUUACUACCUUGCCCAGAUACCCAUUGCCAUGUCUCCUCUGAGCAACAACAGCCUGUUCCUUGAGUACUCCAAGAACCCACUAAGGGAGUUCCUCCAUAAGGGCCUGUGUGUCUCACUGUCCACUGAUGACCCCCUGCAGUUCCACUACACUAAAGAGGCACUAAUGGAGGAAUAUGCUAUCGCAGCACAGCUGUGGAAGCUCAGUACGUGUGAUGUCUGUGAGAUUGCUAGAAACAGCGUCCUACAAAGUGGUAUCUCACAUCAGGAAAAGAAACAUUUCGUAGGUGAGAACUACCUACAGGAUGGACCAGAAGGGAACGACAUCCGCCGUACCAACGUGGCCCAGAUCCGCAUGGCCUACAGGCAUGAGACCUUGUGCAAUGAGCUCAGCUUCCUGGUGGAUGCAGUUAAGACUGAGAGCACACUGACUGGACAGACAGUGUGAAUAUACUGGAAUUUACAGCACACAUAGAAGCCAAACUAGAAAACCAGGAAGCAUGAAACAUAUGGUUUGCAUAAAACAGGCUCAAUACAUACAACACAUCACUUACUACCUUGUUAAACUUUUGGGUGGUUAAAAACUCUUGUCAAAAGUGGGACAAUGCUUUAUCUCUUUUAUUCUGUGCUGUUUUUUCCCCCACCACAUGAGAACCACAGCAUUUGCAUAAUAUUUUGAAUGUAACAGUUCCAGGACCAGGGCACAUAACUUUUUUUGUGGUGUUGGUGGGUUUUUUUUUGCUUGCUUGUGUGUGUGUGUGUGUGUGUGUGUGUGUGCAUGUCUUUUUUUCAUCCACUGGUGCCUAUAGGGAUCUGUAAACUGCCAGGCAGCAAACUUUUUUUUUUCUAUUACAAGAAUAAAGUUUCAUACUUGUCUAAAA